AUGACAAGUGUAUUGAAAAAGUCAAGAGGCACGAAAGGUAAAUCUGAAUCGAUGCAAGAGGACUUGCCGUCUAGAUGGAUCGCCAGAGGAUUGAAGGAAGAUGCCGGGAAACUCAUAAAAUACAUCGAUGAUAAUGUUAUCGGAAAAGAAAAUUCGUUCUGCGGACCCUUCGGCAGGAGAAAAGCCUGUUAUUGGCGUUGCGUGUUUGCUUGUUUGCACGUCGAGAGGAUGUAA
Messenger RNA from Danaus chrysippus (African queen), 234 nucleotides. The record is from the annotation of a GenBank genome assembly. Lineage: Eukaryota; Metazoa; Arthropoda; Insecta; Lepidoptera; Nymphalidae.